Mandrillus leucophaeus (drill) is the source of this 3450-nucleotide messenger RNA. RefSeq names its product breast cancer 1, early onset (gene BRCA1). NCBI's taxonomy places the organism in Eukaryota, Metazoa, Chordata, Mammalia, Primates, Cercopithecidae. The record is from RefSeq and is a predicted model, not a curated record. Gene Ontology annotation, biological process: negative regulation of fatty acid biosynthetic process; double-strand break repair via homologous recombination; positive regulation of transcription by RNA polymerase II. Gene Ontology annotation, cellular component: BRCA1-A complex; BRCA1-BARD1 complex; plasma membrane. The transcript has 20 exons. Gene Ontology annotation, molecular function: ubiquitin-protein transferase activity; zinc ion binding; DNA binding. The annotation marks the transcript as partial.
AAGCCUACAAGAAAGUACAAGAUUUAGUCAACUUGUUGAAGAGCUAUUGAAAAUCAUUCAUGCUUUUCAGCUUGACACAGGUUUGCAGUUUGCAAACAGUUACAAUUUUGCAAAAAAGGAAAAUCACUCUCCUGAACAUCUAAAAGAUGAAGUUUCUAUCAUCCAAAGUAUGGGCUACAGAAACCGUGCCAAAAGACUUCUACAGAGUGAACCCGAAAAUCCUUCCUUGCAAGAAACCAGUCUCAGUGUCCCACUCUCUAACCUUGGAAUUGUGAGAACUCUGAGGAGAAAGCAGCGGAUACAACCUCAAAAGAAGUCUGUCUACAUUGAACUGGGAUCUGAUUCUUCUGAAGAUACGGUUAAUAAGGCAACUUAUUGCAGUGUGGGAGAUCAAGAAUUGUUACAAAUCACCCCUCAAGGAACCAGGGAUGAAACCAGUUUGGAUUCUGCAAAAAAGGCUGCUUGUGAAUUUUCUGAGAAGGAUAUAACAAAUGCUGAACAUCAUCAGUCCAGUAAUAAUGAUUUGAACACCACUGAGAAACAUGCAACUGAGAGGCAUCCAGAAAAGUAUCAGGGUGAAGCAGCAUCUGGGUAUGAGAGUGAAACAAGUGUCUCUGAAGACUGCUCAAGGCUCUCCUCUCAGAGCGAAAUUUUAACCACUCAGCAGAGGGAUACCAUGCAAGAUAACCUAAUAAAGCUCCAGCAGGAAAUGGCUGAACUAGAAGCUGUGUUAGAACAGCACGGAAGCCAGCCUUCUAACAGCUACCCUUCCAUCAUAACUGACUCUUCUGCCCUUGAGGACCUGCGAAAUCCAGAACAAAGCACAUCAGAAAAAGUAUUAACUUCACAGAAAAGUAGUGAAUAUCCUAUAAACCAGAAUCCAGAAGGCCUUUCUGCUGACAAGUUCGAGGUAUCUGCAGAUAGUUCUACCAGUAAAAAUAAAGAACCAGGAGUGGAAAGGUCAUCCCCUUCUAAAUGCCAGUCAUUAGAGGAUAGGUGGUAUGUGCACAGUAGCUCUGGGAGUCUUCAGAAUGGAAAUUACCCAUCUCAAGAGGAGCUCAUUAAGGUUGUUGAUGUGGAGACGCAACAACUGGAAAAGUCUGGGCCACACGAUUUGAUGGAACUAUCUUACUUGCCAAGGCAAGAUCUAGAGGGAACCCCUUACCUGGAAUCUGGAAUCAGUCUCUUCUCUGAUGACCCUGAAUCUGAUCCUUCCGAAGACAGAGCCCCAGAGUCAGCUCAUGUUGGCAGCAUACCAUCUUCAACCUCUGCAUUGAAAGUACCCCAGUGGCAAGUUGCAGAAUCUGCCCAGAGUCCAGCUGCUGCUCAUAAUACUAAUACUGCUGGGUGUAAUGCAAUGGAAGAAAGUGUGAGCAGGGAGAAGCCAAAAUUGACAGCUUCAACAGAAAGGGUCAACAAAAGAAUGUCCUUGGUGGUGUCUGGCCUGACCCCAGAAGAAUUUAUGCUCGUGUACAAGUUUGCCAGAAGAUACCACAUCGCUUUAACUAAUCUAAUUAGUGAAGAGACUACUCAUGUCGUUAUGAAAACAGAUGCUGAGUUUGUGUGUGAACGGACGCUGAAAUAUUUUCUGGGAAUUGCGGGAGGAAAAUGGGUAGUUAGCUAUUUCUGGGUGACCCAGUCUAUUAAAGAAAGAAAAAUGCUGAAUGAGCAUGAUUUUGAAGUCAGAGGAGAUGUGGUCAAUGGAAGAAACCACCAAGGUCCAAAGCGAGCAAGAGAAUCCCCAGACAGAAAGAUCUUCAGGGGGCUAGAAAUCUGUUGUUAUGGGCCCUUCACCAACAUGCCCACAGAUCAACUGGAGUGGAUGGUACAGCUGUGUGGUGCUUCUGUGGUGAAGGAGCUUUCAUCAUUCACCCUUGGCACAGGUUUCCACCCAAUUGUGGUUGUGCAGCCAGAUGCCUGGACAGAGGACAAUGGCUUCCAUGCAAUUGGGCAGAUGUGUGAGGCACCUGUGGUGACCCGAGAGUGGGUGUUGGACAGUGUAGCACUCUACCAGUGCCAGGAGCUGGACACCUACCUGAUACCCCAGAUCCCCCACAGCCACUACUGAUUGCAGCCAGCCACAGGUACAGAGCCACAGGACCCCAAGAAUGAGCUUACGAAGUGGCCUUUCCAGGCCCUGGGAGCUCCUCUCACUCUUCAGUCCUUCCACUGUCCUGGCUACUAAAUAUUUUAUGUGCAUCAGCCUGAAAAGGACUUCUGGCUAUGCAAGGGUCCCUUAAAGAUUUUCUGCUUCAAGUCUCCCUUUGAAAUCUGCCAUGAGCACAAAAUUUUGGUAAUUUUUCACCUGAGAAGAUUUUAGACCAUUUAAACGCCACCAAUUGAGCAAGAUGCUGAUUCAUUAUUUAUCAGCCCUAUUCUUUCUAUUUGGGCUGUUGGCUUAGGGCUGGAAGCACGGAGCGGCUUGGCCUCAAGAGAACAGCUGGUUUCCCUAAAUUUGCUUCUCUAAAACCCUGUGUUCACAAAGGCAGAGAGUCAGACCCUUCAAUAGAAGGAGAAUGCUUGGGAUCGAUUAUGUGACUUAAAAUCAGAAUAGUCCUUGGGCAGUUCUCAAAUGUUGGAGUGGAACACCGGGGAGGAAAUUCUGAGGCAGGUAUUAGAAAUGAAAAUGAAACUUGAAGGCUGGGCAUGGUGGCUCACGCCUGUAAUCCCUGCACCUUGGGAGGGUGAGGCAAGUGGAUCACUGGAGGUCAGGAGUUCGAAACCAGCCUGGCCAACAUGGUGAAACCCCAUCUCUACCAAAAAUACAAAAAUUAGCCAGGCAUGGUGGUGGACACCUGUAAUCCCAGCUACUCAGGUGGCUGAAGCAGGAGAAUCGCUUGAGCCCGGGAGGUGGAGUGGUUACAAUGAGCCAAAAUCAUACCACAGCACUCCAGCCUGAGUGACACAGUGAGACUGUGGCUCCAAAAAAAAAGAAAGGAAAAUGAAACUAGAAGAGAUUUCUAAAAGUCUGAGGUAUAUUUGCUAGAUUUCUAAAGAAUGUGUUCUAAAACAGCAGAAGAUUUUCAAGAACCGGUUUCCAAAGACAGUGUUCUAAUUCCUCAUUAGUAAUAAGUAAAAUGUUUAUUGUUGUAGCUCUGGUAUAUAACCCAUUCCUCUUAAAAUAUAAGACCUCUGGCAUAAAUAUUUCAUGUCUAUAAAAUGACAGAUCCCACCAGGAAGGAAGCUGUUGCUUUCUUUGAGGUAAUUUUUUUCCCUUUGCUCCCUAUUGCUGAACCACACAGCUUCAUAAAUAAUUUUGCUUGCCGAAGGAAGAAAAAGUGUUUUUCAUAAACUCAUUAUCCAGAACUGUUUAUAGCUGUUGGAAGGACUAGGUCUUCCCUAGCCGCCCCCCCCCGUGUGCAAGGGCAGUGAAGACUUGAUUGUACAAAAUACGUGUUGUAAAUAUUGUGCUGUUAACACUGCAAAUAAACUUGGUAGUAAACACUUCCA